UGGGCAACCCUCGAUUGAUUCGAUACAAUUCUAAUUCGCAUUGUCAUUCAACAAUUUUUACUCGUCAUUCGCAUUGUAAUUUUAUUAAUUUAAAAUGUAUUUGGACACCGCACGCGAUUUGCCUGCCGCUGGCUUCAACUUUGACAACUGUCGGCGUAAUGCGGCUCUUUUGCAAGGCGGCUUCAAGCCUCCGACAACCACAAAAACUGGUACAACUAUUGUUGGAAUCAUUUACAAGGAUGGUGUGGUAUUAGGUGCAGAUACGCGUGCCACUGAGGGACCAAUUGUGUCUGACAAGAACUGCGCAAAGAUCCAUUAUCUGGCCGACAACAUUUAUUGUUGUGGUGCUGGCACUGCAGCUGACACCGAAAUGACCACGGAUUUAAUAUCAUCGCAGCUGGAGUUGCAUCGCCUCAAUACCGAGCGACAGGUGCCCGUCGUGUGUGCCAACAACAUACUGAAGCAGAUGCUGUUCCGCUACCAGGGACAUAUUAGUGCUGCUCUUGUCCUCGGCGGCGUCGACAAGUAUGGGCCACACAUAUAUUCCAUUCAUCCCCAUGGAAGCGCUGACAAGUUGCCUUAUGCCACCAUGGGAUCGGGCUCCUUGGCCGCCAUGGCUGUAUUCGAGAGUCGCUGGAAACCCGAUCUAUCCGAGGAGGAGGCAAAAUUGCUCGUGCGUGACGCCAUCGCUUCUGGUAUCUUCAAUGAUCUCGGAUCUGGAUCAAAUGUUGACUUGUGCGUGAUUCGCAAGGACAGCACCGAGUAUCUGCGAAACUACGAGCUGGCCAACAAAAAGGGAGAGCGCCAGCUCAAUUAUAGCUUCAAGAAGGGCAGCACCCCACUGCUGCACACCACCAUUAAGGAUCUGCAGAUCACCGAACGCGUACAGGCUGUACCCAUGGAGAUAUCUUAAGUUGUGCUGGUUAGUUUUAAUAAUAAUCCAUAUGGAAAUUUUUGCAUCGUCAUAGAUUUUGCUGAGGUUCAAUAAACAAUAAAACUUUGCUAUAA
This is a messenger RNA of Drosophila innubila, 1008 nucleotides long. RefSeq names its product proteasome subunit beta type-7 (gene Prosbeta2). Gene Ontology annotation, cellular component: proteasome core complex. Bases 95 to 913 code for a protein of 272 amino acids. NCBI's taxonomy places the organism in Eukaryota, Metazoa, Arthropoda, Insecta, Diptera, Drosophilidae. The transcript has 3 exons. Gene Ontology annotation, molecular function: threonine-type endopeptidase activity. The record is from RefSeq and is a predicted model, not a curated record.